Brachypodium distachyon (stiff brome) is the source of this 985-nucleotide messenger RNA. Its product is annotated as SKP1-like protein 1. Lineage: Eukaryota; Viridiplantae; Streptophyta; Magnoliopsida; Poales; Poaceae. The transcript has a single exon. Bases 257 to 811 code for a protein of 184 amino acids. Gene Ontology annotation, molecular function: cullin family protein binding. Gene Ontology annotation, biological process: SCF-dependent proteasomal ubiquitin-dependent protein catabolic process. Gene Ontology annotation, cellular component: nucleus; cytoplasm. The record is from RefSeq and is a predicted model, not a curated record.
CAGGGAAGGCAGCUAGCAGAGUCAACCUCGAGCUCGGAAACAAGACCUCUUCGUCUCCGUUCUCCGAUCGUAAAACAACAGCAACUCGAGUCCGUCUCGGUGUCCACCCUAGCUCUACCUGCUGGCGCCUACAAAUACUCCCCCAAUUGACCCUCAAGCCGCCUAUCACCAAAGCAAUCAAUCACACGUACGCUCCAAGCCCCUUCAAAGUAACCCGACUCGACGACCUCGAGCCUUCAGCUAGCGAUCGAAAUCGAUGGCAGCAGAGAGCGGCGCCGCCGAGACGAAGAUGGUCACGCUGAUCAGCCAGGACGGCGAGAGCUUCGAGCUGUCCGAGGCGGCGGCGAGCCUGUCGCGAACAGUCGCCCUGUCCAUGGAGGACGACGACUGCGCCGGCGGCAACAUCCCGCUCCCCAACGUCGACGCCAAGACCCUCGCCAAGAUCCUCGAGUACCUCAACAAGCACGCGCCCGCGGCCGCCGCCUCCGGUGACAGCACGGAAGCCGCCGCGGCCACCUCAGGCGAAGGCUCGGAAGCCGCCGCGUACGCGUCCAAGUCCAAGGAGGAGGAGGAGAUGAAGAGCUUCGACGCGGAGUUCAUCGACGUGGACCUGACCUUGCUGUACAACCUGUUCAUGGCGGCCAACUACCUGGACAUCAAGGGGCUGCUGGACCUGUGCGCACAGAAGGUGGCCGACAUGAUCAAGGGCAAGAAGCCGGAGGAGGUCCGCGAGAUCUUCGGGAUCAAGAACGACUUCACGCCGGAGGAGGAGGCGGAGAUCCGCAAGGAGAACGCGUGGGCCUUCGAGUAGGAAGGAGAUCGACUUCCCCAAGUUUAAUCUUUAUUUUUGAAAUUAGCUUAAUAUUUAUGUUUUGUUCCGGAUUAGCUUAAUCUUUAUUUUUGUCGUGACUAAUCCUAGUUUCUGUGACUUUUUUACUAUUAGUAUAUACUCUAAAUAAAUAAGUUCAUUGUUGUUUAUUUACGA